ACCCAGGCAGGGCAGGAUGGCUCCCACAAAGAAGGGUGGUGAGAAGGGCCGCUUCACCAUCAACGAGGUGGUGACCAGAGAAUACACCAUCAACAUUCACAGGUGCUUCCAUGGAACAGGUUUCAAGGAGCGUGCCUCUCGGGCACUCAGGGAAAUCCAGAAAUUUGCAAUGAAGGAGACGGGGACUCCAGAUGUACACAUUGAUGCUAGACUCGACAAAGCCAUCUGGGCCAAAGGAAUAAGGAAUGUUCCAUGCCGUAUCCAUGGGCCAUUGUCCAGAAAGUAUGAUGACGAUGAAGAUUCACCAAACAAGCCCUAAAGGUUGGUUACCU
Molecule: messenger RNA, 332 nt
Organism: Lagenorhynchus albirostris (white-beaked dolphin)
Lineage: Eukaryota; Metazoa; Chordata; Mammalia; Artiodactyla; Delphinidae
Product: large ribosomal subunit protein eL31-like
Exons: 1
Coding region: 17-319 (100 amino acids)
Biological process (GO): cytoplasmic translation
Cellular component (GO): cytosolic large ribosomal subunit; ribosome
Molecular function (GO): structural constituent of ribosome
Source: RefSeq, a predicted model, not a curated record